Eriocheir sinensis (Chinese mitten crab) is the source of this 20754-nucleotide messenger RNA. RefSeq lists its product as uncharacterized. NCBI's taxonomy places the organism in Eukaryota, Metazoa, Arthropoda, Malacostraca, Decapoda, Varunidae. Gene Ontology annotation, molecular function: protein binding; sequence-specific DNA binding; zinc ion binding. The transcript has 17 exons. Bases 285 to 13673 code for a protein of 4462 amino acids. Gene Ontology annotation, cellular component: histone methyltransferase complex; nucleus. Gene Ontology annotation, biological process: positive regulation of DNA-templated transcription. The record is from RefSeq and is a predicted model, not a curated record.
CUGCGCCGACCCUUGCACUCCAUCGCAUGACACACUCUCUUAAAAGAUGCGGAUUUGGGCGUUGCAACAAGAUGCCUGCGUAGAUCACUAGAUGCUUAACCUGCCGUGCUCGGAAGGCUCUACUCUAGCGAGUUUAUUGUCUAACAGAGUGUAUGGGCGGCGGGGAAUGUGGUGGAGAGGCGGGGAAGCAUCGUUGGAACCGUGGUCACAGUUUUUCCCACGCGGGGCGGAGCGGGUGAGGAGCGGCGCGGCGCCUCAGUGUUCCCGCGGCCCCGGAGGUGACCAUGGCGAAAUUCAGAUUCCCCGGCAAAGCUUUAAAACUCAACACCAGAAAGAGAGUCCGAUUUCGAGGGAGUCCUGCCGCCCACACGCCCGAGGAGCUGUACACCCGCAGGAUACGCAAGGGCCUGGACCUCUUUACGCAGAUAUUCGGGGACUCGGACGAGUUGAGUGGGAGUGGCGAGGUAUAUGGUUCCAGGAGUAGAGAGGAUGAAGAUGAGUUUGAGGGUUUUUUAUCAUGCCAGCCAGAGGCACGGGUGGCUGGACAGGCGAAGAACGUGCCACCAACUAGAUCACGGGCCGGGAAGCGGACGGCCCAGCGGGCGGAGGAGGCGAGUGUGUCCCUGGAGAAGGUGUGCGUGGCAAUGGAGGAGGCGGGGGUGGCCACUCUCAGGAGGACCAGUGCUGUGCAGGGGGCGGCCAGUGAGGCCAGGGACGGGGGGGGCCGGGGCAGGACAGAGAGUGAGAGUGUGAGGGAGAGCAGUAGUGUUGUGGUCGCCGCAGCUCAGGAACCCCCGGUGCAGGACCCCUCACACGAGCCGCGGCGGGGGGAGGGGGAGGAGCGUGCGCAGGGGCAGGGGGCCAGACCAUGGCCAGUGGCGGCGGCUGGCAACCGUGUGACGCGUAAGCAGGCUAACCACCGCCUGAGUGGCCGGCCCCCCACGGUGAAGACAGCGCUGGCCAAGAAGCUGCUUGCCAAGGCCAAAGCCAAGAAGGCGCCGUCGCUGCCGGCCGUGGGGGAGAAGAGCCCCAAGCGCUUCAUCCUGCCCACCAUGAGUGUGCGUUCCUCCCGCAUCAUCAAGCCCAACAAGCGGCUCUUUGCCGACAUCACGGAGAUGUGCGCUGCGGGGGGGCCAAUCGAGACCAGCCCAGGGGCGGGGGAGGCAGAGGGGGAGGAGGGCAGCGGCACCCUGCCCAAGAGACUCGUCAGGCUGACUCGCAAGGGUCGCGGGUCACACACACAGUUCCUGUCUCUACCUCGCUCCCGGGCCCAGGAUGAGGAGAACGCGGUGGCCGGCAUGGACGGCGUGCGUCGCACCAUCUCCAUCUACACCGAGGCCAUGACGGGGCCAUGCAAGGGCCAGGUGGGCCGGCCCCCCAAGCGGUUCCUGCGCCGCCCCGAUCCCCCGCAGCCGGAGGUGGAGGCCGAGCCACCGGACUCCCCGCAGCGCUGCCACCCUAAGGAGUCCAGGGUCAAGGAGAAGAUUGAGAAGCUGCUGCGCUCACCCUGGGACAACAGGCUCAAGCAGACGGCCAAGGGCACGGGUAAGGGUGAGGCUGACGACCUCCUCCCCGCUCUGGCCACCUCCACCCCCACCACUUCCGCUGCCGCCGCCGCCGCCACCUCCCCCACGCCAGCGGCCUCGGCACUCUCCCGCAGCAUCCUCCGAGAGCCUCGCCUCAACCUCAAUAACAAGACGCUGCAGAGGUUGCGGAAUCCAGUCUCCCUGCAGAGGUUUAUUCCCACCUGUGAUGGAGGGAGUGUGUCGGGGAAGUGUGCCGUCUGUGAUAUUGCCGGGGAACACUUCACCAAGUUUGGCGUGCUGUUCUGCACGGCAUGCAGCGCCUUCCUCAACAAAGUCAGCUCAGGGCCCAAGGAGGUGGUGGAGUGCCUGGGUGGCAGCAGCAGCAGCAGUGGGCAGGAGUGCCAGCUGGGGGGGGAGGAGGCAGAGGAAGAGCGGUGCCAUGCAUGCUGGCUGCAUCGGGUGCUGACCUGCUGCUCCAUCAACAACAUCCUGCACGACCACCUCAGGAAGCGGCUGCCGGCACACCUCAAGGAGCGCGUCCCCACCAGCCUGGCACGCUGCAUGAGUGUGGCCGGCGCCACGCCGCCCCUGGAGAAGGACUCCGAGCUGGCCAGCCACAUGAAGCGCCUCCCCCUCGACCCUGGGGGGGGCGGCGCCUUUGGCUCGGUGAUGGACCUGCCGGGGGGGUGGCGGCGCAGGAUUGGGCCGGAGGUGAUCGUGGAGAGCCCCAGCGGCGAGAAGUUCCGCAGCGUACAAAAGCUGGAGGAGUUCCUCAAGAAGCAGGGCAUCAGGGCCGACGCGCGGGUACUGUUUGGCAACAGCAGCGGCGGCGGGGGGGGCAGCAGCCCCAUGGCAGGGCAGGGCACAGAGGCGCGUAGCAAGACCUCCACCCCCAGCACCACUGGGGGCUCCCGGGGCAAGGUGGUGAUGACCACACUGCCUGGCGGCUGGACACGGCGGAUCAAGUGGCGGUCGGCCGGCGACCGGUUCGACACCUACGUAUACAGCCCGGACGGCCGCACCUUCCGGUCCAGGCGGGAGCUGAGUGCCUACUUCACCCACAUCGGCAAGGUGGAUGACAUCCACAAGUACUUCCCCGUUGUGACCGGCCUGUCAGACGCCUCACUGCCCAGCUCCAGUGACACCUCCGGCUCCUCCAGCACCGAGCCCGUUUCUAGCUCAGAGCCGUGCUCAGAGUGCGAGACAGACCGGCCCAGGAACAAGUUCAUCCGGCCCUCGCACCUCAGCAAGGCCAAGGAGCCCCAGGCCAAGGCGGGCCGGGCGCAGGGCCAGGGGGGUGAGUUCCCGGGCGGGGCUGCAGCCACAGAGCCGGGGGGCGGGGACAGGACCAAGCAGAAGGUGCCGCCCUCCAGGGGCAGGUUGCUGCUGGCGCCAAGGGUGAAGGAGGACACCAGCCUGACGGACACCACGGAGAGUGAGUCUGAACAGCGCAAGGCCGGCAGUGUGCAGACCUUCUCCAAGGCGUUCUCCAGGAGCAGGUCCAGGAAAUCAAAAGUGGUGGACAGUCCUCCACUGUUUGGCACCAACGGCUCCUUGGCCACCCCGCCCCAGCCCAGCACCGCCGCCAAGACUCCAAGCAGUCCUCAGGGAAGCCCGAAAGAUGCUGUGGCUGCCAAGGAGGCCAAGAACGGGAAGCUCUCAGGUAAAAAACACAAAAAGACAACACAGGAACAGGACAUGGCGGCCACCCCCGAGGCCGGCAGGCAGGAGCCCACCGCCACCGCCGAGGACAGUAGGAGUGGCGGCACCAAGGCCUCGCUGGGCAAGAAGCUCAAGAGGGCGGCAGAGCGGGUCAGUCCCGUCCCCCCGCAGCCCGCCGAGCCCGUGGCGGUGCCCAGGGUCGCCGAGGCCAAGCCUGCCGCCAAAAUAGUGCUGAAGAUCCCCAAGAAGGUCAUCAAGAUGAAGCCAGUCAGGAAGAAAAUAAAGAAGCGAGGCAAGCGCUUCAAGAACAUGAAGGUCCUGGCCGUCAAGGAGGAGCAGCCUCCGCUUCUGGAGAACAAGAGCUUGGAGACUCGGCCGCUGGCGGACUCCAGGAAGCCGUCAGACAUGACUCAGGGAAAGUUGUCCGGCCAGGAAGGCGAAGAGGACGCGGCCGAACUCGAGUCUGACAGCCUGGUGGACUACGACAUGACUGACGACAAGUCCAGGGUGAUGACCUCACCCAGCAUGUCCGAGGGGGAGGGCGGUGCCUUCAGGGUGCCGGCGCUGAAGGUGGCCAAGCCACAGAAGUCCAAGAAGUACGAGACACAUCGCUUUGGGCAGGGCUGGACACGCAAGAUCCGCUGGAAUGAGCGCGGCGAGGGGCGCGUGGCCCUGCUGCGCAGCCCCGACGGACAGUCCUUCCGCUCCAGGAUAGAGCUGAGCGCCUACUUCAAGAAGGCUGGCCGGCCCCGCGUGGACCUGGACCACUACUUCCCCCUACUGCUGCACAGAACCUCCGGCCUGGUGGCGGCGGCGGCGGCGGCAGGCAGGGACGCCACGGCCCUGCUCACCUCCACCUCCACACAGUCCUCUGAGACCAGCGAGUUCUCUGACAGCGACGCCUUCGUCAAGACCUCGGAGGACUCGUGGGGGUCGGGGGAGGAGGGGCGGCGGCAUAUGUCCCGCCCCGUCAAGUACCUGAGGGCGGUGGGCGGCCGGGGCAGGCUGGAGGACUUGGCAGAGGACGCGGCAGCGGCCGUGCCCUACUACAACUCAGGCAAGCCUUCCUCCUGCCUGCAGCCCUUCCAGGAGGAUGGCCGCAAGCUGGUGCUGCCCAGCAAGGGGGGCAAGAACAUCGCCAUCACCAUACAGGAGGUGAAGCCCGUCCUGGGCCUGGCCGCCGAUGUCAAGUCCGAGACGGAGGACGGGGAGGAGCUGCUGGACGAGGCCGGGGGGCCGCGCGUCAAACACGUCUGCCGCAGCCAGGCUCAGGUCUUGCGCAUCACCCGGGCCGUCUUCCCCUCACCCAAGAAGGAGGAGGACGCAGCGAACGGCAGCAGCGUGGCGCCCAAGCUGAAGGGGGACCAGAAGAGGAAGAUUGUCGUCACCACCACCACCACCACCAGCAGCAAGGGCCUCCGCAAGACCCAGUGGUGCAGCAAGUGUCCGGGAUGCACCACACCGAACUGCCUCAAGUGUUCAAACUGUCUGGACAUGAAGAAGUAUGGCGGCCCGGGCACCAAGAAGAAGCCAUGCAUCAUGCGGAAGUGUCAGAACCCGAGACUGUCCUCCAUCAAGUCCGGGGGCACGCAGGAGUUGGUGGGGAAGAUCAUACCCAUCACCACCAUCUGCACCACCACCACCACCGUCACCACCAUGGCAUCUACGUCCCCCAGCGCCAACACCCACAACAAGGACCUACGCAAGGGGUCACUGUUGAACCUGAAGGUGCUGGAGGAGAAGACAGAGGUUGGGGAGGGAGAGAGCGACAGCACGGCCAAGUCCCUACAGCAGGAGAAGGCCGGGGGAGUCUUCAUCCCUCGGCAGAUGACCCGAACGCAGCCAGAUCAAAAGGACCGUGGGGACAUCGCCGCAGGGAAGCAGUUCGUGCCGGGCGCUCUGGUCAACAUCGACUACUGGCAAGGCUACGACGCAGACGAGAUGAUGCUGACCGGCUACCCCGUCACCACCGCCUCGCCGCUCCACCCCCAGAUACUCUGCUUCCGCUGCGGCUCACUCGGCAAGGAGCAGCUGCUGUACUGUGCCUGGUGCUGUGAGGGCAUCCACCCGUACUGCCUGGAGGAUGGCGAGGGCCCGGAGUCUGAGGCGGAGGAGGUGUUUUGGAUAUGCCGGAGGUGUGCUGUGUGCCAUGUGUGUGGGGCGCCCGGGGCAGACUCCCUCCUCAGAUGCUCCGACUGCCGUAACUACUACCAUCUGGAGUGCCUGGGACCCACAGCACAUAGCACCUGCCAGCCCACCCCCGACCGCCCAUGGAAGUGUGUGACCUGCACGCGCUGCACCAGCUGUGGCAGCCCCAGCGUGGCGCGCUGGGAGAAGGUGACUCAGAAGGCCAGGCCCCUGGAGGUGUGCCUGUCUGAAGAGUCCUCCUCCUCCUACCUGGCCCUGUGCCUGCGCUGCGCCACCCUCAGGGAACGCGGCAACUUCUGUCCCCUCUGCAAUGGCUGCUACGAAGACGACGACUACGAGGCCAAGAUGAUGGAGUGCGGGCGCUGCCGGGAGUGGGUCCACGCCCACUGCGAGGGCCUCAACAACGAGCGCUACCAGAUCCUCAGCUUCCUGCCGGACACCGUGGAGUACGUCUGCCGCAGCUGCACGGUGAAGAGCACCUCCAGCUGGCUGGACGCCGUCAGCAGUGAACUGCUGGCGGGCUGCGAGGCUGUCCUGCAGGCCCUGCUCAGCAGCAGGUGUGCCAAGCACCUGGUGAAGAGGGACACCUCUGCCAAACUGUCUUCCUCGGGCAUCCUCACCCCAGUGCCUCCGUCUGGCACCCCAACCCUGGACAAGACUGACGAGGGAGCCCUGGAGAAGAUGGAGGAGGAGCAGGCCCUGUGUGACAUGGCAGCAGCAGCAGCAGCUAACACCUCAUCAGGGUGUGUGGAGCCCUCAGAGUACACUCCAGUGGCCCUCCCUUACCCAGAGCUGGGCACCUCCCCAACAGACCUGGCAGCGCUGGGACCACAGCUGGCGGGUGUGCGUGGGCUGGCUGUCGCCACUCAGGCAGCAGACGUCCAGGCCAUGGAAUUGGACACGUUCGGCCAAGAGCCCAGUUCCUUGGCCGGUGAAGCAGCAGGGAAGCCCUGCCCCGGCCAGACAGAUGACGGAGCAGAGGACACAUCUCAGGGUGCAGCAGGUGGCCUGAAGGCCGCUGCUGAACAUACACAGUGUGCGCUGAGCAGUGGGGCGGAGGCAGGGGCCGGUGACAGUACUGUGGCAAGGAGUGGUUGUGUCGACGCCUCAGACAAAACUGAUCUCAAAGAAAUGCCUCUCAAGGAUAAGUCUGAAGAGGAGGCUCAGCACCAGCUGCCACGCAGACAGACCCGCUCCUCCACUGCCGGCGGGGCGGUGGCCACUGCAGACCCCAUCAGGCUGAAGGAGUGCUCCGUGCGGCUGGAGGACAUUUGCAAGACCAAGUCUCCGGCGGCAUCACCGGUCAAGAGUAAAGCAGCAGACCAAGACACGGCGGCAGGGACAGAAACAUCAGCGGCCCAAGAAACAGCAGAGCCACCGCCACUGCCUCAGGAAGCCGCCACGUCACAGGAGACUGAGGAUGCCAACACCAGGAAGGAACCGAAGGCCGCCAGGCCAGUGGAGGAGAGACAGCCGGUGGAGCUGACGCGCGAGGCCCUGCAGAGCCUCCUGCCACUGGCUGAGACGGGGGUGUCCUGCACCCAGGUGGACGGCCCCAACGACGAGACCACCGCCACGUCGCGGGUGAUGAGGAACCUCUUCCUGGGGGAGCGCGGCCAGAUGAUGCUGGACCCCGGCAGCCUGCUGGAGGCCAAGGCAGAGAGCAGCGCGGAGGAGGGCAGCCUGGCACAGGUGGAGGCCCAGAUCAUCAGCCCCAAGGACAAGAUCACCAAGGACAUCGACGACGACUGCGUCAGCAGCGAGGAGAGCUCCUUCUGCGACACGGACACAGAGAUCGAGAGCAUCCAGGAUGACCCCGAGGAGCCGCGGGACCUGCUCUCCGUCAAGGACAAGCUGAAGGAGAGGAAGUAUGAGUCCGUGCUGCAGUUCCACGUGGACAUGGUGCGCAUCAUUGAAAACGGCCGCCACCUCAACCGCAGCCAAAUCCGCAACGUGCAGACCACCUACGCCAAGCACAUGAAGGAGUGCUUUCCCUGGUUCGACGUGAAGGCUGCCAACGUGUUCGAGCUGGUGGACAAGCAGCGGCCCUUCCCCGUGCCCCACGCGGACCACAGCUACAUCACCCGCACGCUGGUGUCUGGCUCGCGCCACUUCCCCCUCAGCGACGCACCCAUCUUCAGGAAGCGCUCGGCCAGCCCAGCCAAGGGGAUGCUUCUGGCCCCACCCGACCGCCGCAAGUGUGUGCUCUGCAGCCGCGAGGGCGACGAUGACCCCAACUCCUCCGGCCGCCUGCUGUACCUGGGCCAGGACGAGUGGCUGCACGUCAACUGUGGCCUCUGGUCCUCAGAGGUGUACGAGGAGGUGGACGGCGGCCUGCAGAACGUGUACCUGGCAGUGAGCCGCGGCCGCCUCAUCAAGUGCUCGGCCUGCCUGGAGCGCGGCGCCACGGUGGGCUGUUGUCAGAAGUCCUGCCAGGCCACCUACCACUUCAUGUGUGCGCGCCGCGCCGCCUGCCAGUUCAUGGAGGACAAGCGCAUCUUCUGCCCCCAGCACGAGAACACCGCCAACGGGGCCGAGAAGAGCGACGACUUCAAGGUGAGCCGCUGCGUCUUUGUGGACAUGGACUGCGAGAAGAAGAAGUGGAAGCAGGUGGCCGGCAACCGCGUCAGCAUCACGCUGGGCGCCCUCACCAUCAAGAGCCUCGGCCGCAUCAUCCCAGAGUCAGACAGCGCCGAGGCGCUCAUCCCGGUGGACUUCGUGUGCAGCCGCCAGUACUGGAGCACCCUAGACCCCGGCCGCCGGGUAACCUACACCUGCCGUACUCGCCGCGUGGUGCCGGCCCUGGGGGACGCCCUGCUGCCGGGUGACGCGGCCUUCCACAAGACGGUGGACCACUCACUGGGGGAGGAGGCAGUUCAGCAGGAGAUGGCGGCCAUCAAGAAGUGGUUCAAGCAGCUGGAGGAGCGCAAGGUGGAGAGGAAGAGCCGGGAAACCAACAUCAUCCCACCAUACCUCUGUCCCCUCUACCGCAGCAUCCGGGAGAAGGAGGAGGAGGCGGCGGGCACAGCCGCCCAGGAGGCGCGGUGCCGCACCCCACCGGCCCUGGUGGAGCUGGACGUGCGGCAGUGCAUCGAUGAUAUCAUGGACAAGGUGAGCCGCUCGGUGGAGGAGGAGAGCCUGCUGCUGGACACUGACCUGCCGGCCAUCGUCAGCACCAUCGACGACAAUGAGCUCAUCUCCAUGGUGCUCAACGACCUGGACGCCUGCGACCCCAUGCCCCUGGAGUCCACGCCCUCCACCUCAGGCCGGCCCAGCCCACUGGACAUUGACUUCCUGAGCACCUGCGAUCAUAUGAUGGACUCAGGGAAAGAGACUCACUCAGGAACCAUGACUCAGGAGGCUCAGGAACCAGACUGUGACCCUCAGGCCAUCAUGGACCCCGACGCCCCAACCCUUGCCCCGGCCUUCCCCGACGGUGACAUCAAGGACCCCAUCCUGCAGACCCUGCCGCCCCCCACCACCACCCAGGACCCCGGCAGCCAUCACACCUGCCCCGGCCUGGACCCACUCCCCCACACAACCAACACCACCUCUGACUCAACCACCGACUCAACCACCGACUCCACCACCGACUCCACCACCAACGCUGACCAUGACAUGCUGGCCCUAAACCAAGCCAGUGCCGCCACCAGUGCCAGUGUCAGCGGUGGUGCCAGGGACGGCUGCAGCCCCUGUGGCAACCAGGGCAAGAGUGGCGGCGGAGACAGCAGCACCAGCAGCAGCAGCAGUAGUAGUAGUAGUAGCAGCAGUAGUAGUAGCAGUGGAGGCAGCAGCAGCAGCAGCAGUAGUAGCAGCAGCAGCAGCAGUGGCAGCAGUAGUAGCAGUGAAGCAUCCUGCGUAGUCAGCCCCGCCCCAAUUGGCCCCGGUAGCCCCGACCGCUGCUCUGAGGGCAUGGCCAGCCACACCAGCAGCCCCGAGAGUGUGUCGCAGGCCAGCUCCGACCACAACACCAGCACCGACACAGGCCACGGCAGCACUGACAGCAACAGUGGCAGCGAGACAUCCUCGCAGGGCUUCAUCGGCAAGAGCCCCGGCGCCUCCGCCUCCGCCAAGACCUCCUCCUCACUCAAGCAGAUCUGCCGGGUGCUGCCCAUGCCCUCCGCCGCCAGCCGCCGCUCCUCCUCCACGAGCGAACACAGCGACUCAUUGCCACACGGAGGGCAGCCCCCACAAGGCUCCCAGCAGUCCCCACGGCACUCAGACGAGAACGAGGGGGCCGGCGCAGGUGGGAAGGGCGGCAGCAGUGGUGGCGGCGGUGAGCGCAAGAAGAUCUGCAUGAAGAGAAACUACCGCACGGUGAUCAAGAAGUACCCGCUGCGCAGCGGCAUGCGGAAGAGCAAGCCGUACGAGACCGUCCAGAUUGAGAUCAACGAGACCAUCGAGAUCCCCGGCGGCGAGGGGCCAGACAUGGUGCACAAGAGCCUCAAGCGGAAGUGGAGCGGCAUCCUGGACUCCGAGGAGGAGGAGGGGAACUGCCAGAAGGAGGCGUCAGGGCGGCCGCAGGGCCAGGAUGAGAAUGCCGGCCCUGGCAGCGACGGCGACAACUCCAAGGAGAACGCCGUCUCCAAGAAGGUCCUCAAGUUCUCGGACGACAACAACGACAUCACGGUGAGCAUCGUCAACAACAACAACAACUUGUGCGAGUUCUCCAAGUCCCGCGGCCACCGCUACCGCCACAAGACAGUGCUGCAGCUGGACGGGGCCGCCGACGGCUCCUCCUCCAGUGCGGAGAUGAGCGAGAGCCAGGACGAGGGCACGGGCGAGGAGAAGGCAGCCACCGCGCACUCCCCCGGCCAUGACGGCCCCCACACGCCGCCCCUGCAUGCCUCCCUGGCCAUGCGCAUCAAGGAGCAGAGUCUGGCGCGCAGCUCCCCGGGGGAGGAGGGGCCGUACAAGUGCUCCAAGUGCAAGAGGCUGUACAGGACCAAGGAGAGCUGCGAGAAGCACAUAGAGACAUGCACCUUUGAGGUGGACAGCUCCAGCACGUCGGAGGAGGAUGAGGAGUAUGAGGACGACUUCCACUCUGAGGAGGACACCAAGGAGGGCAUGGUGGAGGACCUGGCGGAGCCCCCGUCUCCCAGGGCGGAGGCUGCCAUGCCCCUCCACUACCCCCCCGGGCCCAGCGUGGGGAACCUGCUGCCCCAGCCCCCAGGGCUGUCCUCUGGCCAGCACUCCACGGAGGGCCAGGAGAUCUCCCUCAUCAACGACCUUGUCUCCAACAUUGAGCAGGGCCUGCCCAGCCUGCAUGGCACCGCGCCACAGCAGGCAGAGGACCCCAAGGCCCUGGACCACCCCCGGGGUGAUGCCGGGGCCGGCGAGGAGCCGGCGGCCAAGAAGCAGCGUCUGGACCCUGUUCUGCCCCGGCAGCCCGGGGUGCACCGGCAGGUGAGGACAGCCAUCAAGAAGUCCCCCAGCAGCGGUGAGGAUGUGGAGCUGCUGGGGGUAGUGCGGGGGCCGCCGCCCCCCGGGGCCGAUGUGUUUGUGCCGCCACCUGUGUCGCCGGUCAAGUUCAGCCCCAUCGUAAAGAAGAGCGCCAGCCCCCGCCGCUACACCAACGUGCGCCUCAUGCGGGGCAGCCGGGGCUACCAGUACCGCCGGGCGGCCCCGCUCAUGCCCCCCCAGGACCACUACCACGGGGCCGCCACCUCCAGCCUGGCCCUGCCCCUGCCCGCCACGGCCCCGGCCCCCAUCCAGGUGACCAUGCACCCCAUGGCCAGCACCACCGGCCAGCUGCUCACCCAGGGCACGGCCACCUUCCAGCAGUUUGGGAGCCAGUCCACCCAGUACACGCCCACGGCCCAGAUGGCCUCCCCCGUCACCCACCUGAGCCCAGCCCUGCAGGUGGGGCCCCAAGUUACCCAGGUGGCCCCCCAGGUGUCCCCACAGGUCAGCCCGCUGCUCACCAUGGUGUCCACGCCCUCGGUGGCAGUGCCCCAGGGCUACACGCUGCAGUACGUGGGCAGCUUCAGGGACGGUGAGAUGGCCCAGGGUGGCGGCGGCUUGGUGACCUACCCGGCGGCCCCCGUGGUGGUGCCGCAGCCCCAGCUGGUGAUGACGCCACAGCCCAGCAGCGUGGUGGUGCCACAGGUGGUCAACACCAACAUCACCUACUCCUUCACCUCACCAGACACACUGGUCAUCAACCAGCCGACCAUGGUGCCGGGCAUGCAGCCCAUGCAGUACCUGGCACAGCAGCAGCAGCACCAGCAGGCACCACACCCCUCUGACCACCACCACCACCACCACCACCAUCACCACCAGCAGGUGGCACCGGUGAUGCAGUACAGCCAGCCUGGUGUGUCGCCUCAGCCCAGCCACAUGUCUGUGUCCCACAUGCCCACGCCGUGCCUGCAGCUGUCUGACCUGCAGCAGGGCAGCCCCAUGUGCCUGCCCCAGCAGCACCAGCAGGUACAGCUUCCCCUGGCCGUACCGCGGGAGUUGUCAUUUGGCAACGGUAGCAAACAGGUCAUGACGCCCCAGAGCCUGAUGUCCUCCCCCGCCCGGGGCGGCCCUGGCCUGCCCCUCAGCCUGUCCACCGCCACCUCAACCGUCAGCACCUACUCCGUCCCUGCCCCCCGGCCCCGGCCCCAGGCCUCCGUGGCGCCUCAGGUCAUCAGGCCCCAGCCGGCCCAGACCACGGCAGCCCCCCAGGACACCGGCAUGGGGGACACGCAGACACACUCCCGCCUCCCCUUUGCCGACCGGCCCCUGGUAGGAGGCGUGCGCACAGUGGCCACUGUGGCCCCGGCCAUCAUCACCACCUCUGUGGUGUCCAUCUCCACCUGCAGCAUGGCCACUAAGCUCACCUCAGUGGAGACCACGCCCAAGAUCGCCACGGUGCGGCCGCGGCCAACGUACAGCUACCGCGAUGCCAUGAAGGACAAGCAGCAGGAGCGGCAGAAGAACCGGCAGGAGACGCUGCAGGUCAGCACGACGCAGGCCACUGAGGGCCACCCAGAGUUCCUCAAGGAGCAGGAGGGGUCCCAGGCCGCUGCCUCGGACUCUGAGAGCGAUUCAGAGAACGAGAGCGCAUGCCCCGAGGCGGAGGGCAAGGAGGAGCGGCUGGAGACGCAGUCCUACAAGUUGGUGCUGCGCAAGGACAGCACGCUGAGCUCCGGCUUCAACGUGCUGCCCAUCUCCGGCCCCGCCACGCCCCUGCCUGCCCCCGAGGUCAAGGAGCUGCGCAUCAAGGCCAAGGUGUCCGUCGGCCCCAAGAGGAAGAAGGCCAAGAACCGCGACCCCGAGAAGGACCUCAUUGUCGUCAACAAGGACGCCACCAACGACCUCUUCGUCAACGAGCAGCCGCCCAACAUGUCCCUGCAGCCACCGGCGCACACUCCCUCAGAUGACCCCGCCCUCUUUGACAAGCCCAAGACCUGCCCCACUGAGCCCUACAUCGUCUUCGAGCUCACCUCAGACGACGGCUUCCGGGUGGAGUCGCGCCACAUCUCAGAGGUGUGGCAGAAGGUGUUCGAUGCGGUGGCGGCGGCACGUGCCAGUAUGAGGGUGGACUCCAAGAUGCCGUCCAACCUGCAGCAACCUGGCCCAGGCGGCGCCAUGUCUGGCCUGCACAUGCUGGGCCUCACACACAACGCCGUGCAGUACCUCCUGGAGCAGCUGCCCGGCGCAAAGGACUGCCACAAGUACUCCUUCCAGUUCCACCGGCGGCCACAGGAGGAGGGCGCCGUCGAGGAGAACCCGAGUGGCUGCGCCCGCACAGAGGCCUUCAAGACCCGCUCCCCUUAUGACAUCUUCAGCUGGCUGGCCUCCAAGCACCGCCGGAUGCCAGAACGCUCCCUGGUGCAGCAGGAGGAGAUACAGCUGUCCACCAGACGUGCCACCAGCCUGGAGUUGCCGAUGGCCAUGCGCUACCGGCACCUUCGUGAGACAGCCCGGGAGGCAGUGGGGGUGUUCCGGUCCAGCAUCCAUGGCCGGGGACUGUUCUGCAAGCGGGACAUUGACGCCGGGGAGAUGGUCAUUGAGUACGCCGGCCAGGUGAUCCGGUCAAGCAUGUGUGAUAUGAGAGAGAAAGAUUACGAGUCCAAGGGAAUCGGCUGUUACAUGUUCCGCAUCGACGACGACACGGUGAUCGACGCGACCAUGCACGGCAACGCGGCACGAUUCAUCAACCACUCCUGCGACCCCAACUGUUACUCGCGCGUGGUGGACAUCCUCGGCAAGAAGCACAUCAUCAUCUUUGCCCUGCGGCGGAUUCUGCGCGGCGAGGAGCUCACCUACGACUACAAGUUCCCCAUCGAGGAGGACAAGAUACCCUGCACCUGUGGGACCAGACGCUGCCGGAAGUACCUCAACUAGACCCCAGACCACACAGGACCGGCACUACACGACUGCCCAGAGCACGCAGCCGGGUCAGGUCAGGUCAGGUCAAGCCACAGUUGUAUUGGGCUGAAGUAGGUCAUUUGGAACACUGAUUAGACCACCACCCUCCCCUCCCUCCACUCCUCCCGGUCACCUCAGUUGCCAGAGUGGCUUGCGGGUGACCUCCUCCAGUCAGGUCAACCCAAUGUGACCUCUGACUGGACCCUCCCUUCCCCCAUCACUAAGGUUGCCAGAGCAGCGUCCAGAGCAGCCUCUCCGAUCUCACGGGAUCAUCUGUCCACAUCAUCUGAGGCAGGUCGACGCACGGUGCUGGCCUGCCUCGCCCCCCCUCGCCCCUCUGCUGGGAUAUGCGUAACAGCCCCUCCCCCCACCCCCCCAGGUCCCUCAAGUGAAGUAACUCAUAGUAUACUCUUGUGUGCUGAUGUCAUUUGUUCCUCUGCUUAGGCUAAGUUUUGUCUACUGAAGCCCUCCCAGAGGUGCCCCCCAGAGUCCUCGAAGUUCCUCAGUGCAUCCCAGGUGAAGGUUCCUCAGACCCUUGUGUUGUGCCGCGGCCAGCCGUUGGCGUCGGCACCAACAAACACACGCACUAGGCUUUCCAGUUGCACUUGUUACGAUGAGCAUGCAACUUUUUGGUGUACUCUACUGUUGCCGUUGUUUUUAAUCGUCGCUCUCGGUUGCCGUCUUGACACCCGAAGGAGGAGGCGGAGCGGCGUGCGUUGCGUCGGCCCGCGGCGGGAGAACGGACGCACAGACGCACGCACGCACCGGGUAAGAGCGUGAGCAGUUUCCGUUUGUUGUGUUUUAACGAUUAUUUUCACCUUCUCAGAAAUAGCUGACAUACCUCAUCUUGUGACCCCUAUGUAUAGUGACUCGUAGAAAUCUCAGCGUGCUGGGAGCGUGUGUGUCUGGCGUGGAAAGACGAGACUCAGUUCCUUCUUGAGUGAGGCCGCUGCAAGUGCUGAGAGAGAGAAUGAGUGAGAGAAUGAGAGAGGAUGAAAGAGAGUGAAAGAGAGAGAGAGAGAGCGCUUCCCCCCCCGGCCGCCGUGCCUGUGUGGGGGUGGAGCGGCUGCCUCUGAGGGCGGAAGGCAAGGCGAAGUACAGGUAACUAUUAUUGGAAAACCAGAGACCUCGGAGUGCAUUUGGCAUAAUCAUGCACCAAUUCCUAUAAUUUAAGUAGAUGUUUAAUUAGAUCACAAUCUGCAUUAUACUUUGUGAUUCUUAGCGACCAAUGUGAUAAAGUACAGUGAUCCUGGGCCGCCGUAGCUUUCCCGGCAGUGGACUCGACGCCUCACGGCCGGGGCGCCACAGGGGCGUCCCGGCCGAACCUCUUCAGGACAAAUACAGUCACAAAAACCCUUCACGCAUUUUGUACGUGCCAGAACCGCUUGUCUCGGAGCCAAACAAAAGGCUUGUACACUAAGGCUUGUAACCACAGCUGUCAGCCGGCACACCACCACUGGGCUUGUCACAUACUUGUAAUAUAAAGCAGCACCACCACACUCACUGGACCCAUCGCCACACAGGGAACACAGCAAGGCAGCUCCCAGACCUCAACACACACACACACACACACACACACACACACACACACACACACACACGCACACGGGGGCCUGGCCUGGCCUACCGAGGGAGAGAUUGGUCUGCUGACUGUGGCGGCUGUUGUCGUCUGUAUUGUUGACAGUUGUUUGCUCUAGUGUGAUCCUUAUCAGGACUCUUAAUUACCUUGCAGUUUGAGGAUUCCUAGCGUAGGAUACAGGAUUGUGUACAUAUAAGCUGAAGAGUGGCGUGGUGCACAAUCAAGAAUUAUCAAAAGUAUUAAGGUUACUGCUGCGGGAACACCUGCGUCCCGGCGGGGCUCUGUGUCCCGGUGUCCCCAGGCCGCGAGAGGCCCGGGGAAAACCUCCGAAUCCGACGGAACUAAUUCUAAGAGCUAGAUUUAUCACUGUAACUGCCGGCAUCUUGACGGGAAGCUGAAUCUUGAAGAAGAGAAGAGAAUGUUGACAGACACAAAAGUUAUCAAAUGGUGCUAACAAUAGGUGGUUGACUUGAUUUUUUUCUCUGUUGAGGUAUUUUAAAGUUCAUUAAAGGAAGAAUUAUUGGGCAAGAAACCCAGUGUACCAAACCCUAUAGUGAGAGGUCCAUAGGGGCAAGGCUCCGGCAGCAUGGCGGCGGCACCAGCGGGCCGGUCAGUAUUUAGGGCCACCAGCCCCCUUGUGAUCCCAGUGGCCGUGCCGGGCCGCCCCACGCCGGGCCGGGGCCGCUCUGCCCUGUGUCUGCUGGACACUAAACAGCUACAAGUGAGCAAUAAAAUUAAUAAAGUACUACCAUCCGUGUGCCUAAAUUUUGUGAUAGCUGAACGGUCUUUUUGAAAGAUCACUUUUUUUCAGGGCUCAAGUAAACUAGUGACGGGAUGUUAUAGCGUUAAAAGAUUUCUAAAUAUUUUGCUGUCGGUUUAUUAGUUUGAUAGGCCGCAGCGGCGCUGUGGUAUUCAUUUUGAUAGAAAUUUCAUAGCACUCAUUUCACACAACCAAGACAAGCCAUAGAACCCACCACAACCGAUUAUUGUAACCCGACCACCAAGAUGCAACACGGCAGUCUCGCACCAACCAGGAUUCAUCUCUGUAAAUGUUAUAUGUACAUAUGUAUUUUGGCUUCACCUUUUCAAAUGUGAAUGGAAUGCUUUUGAAAGUGUUUUUAAUGUAAAGAUAAAUAGAGUUUUUAUUUCAUAGAGGAGUUUUAUAUGACGUGUGCUAAAUUUUUUGGAACCACCAACAGUAAUUUGUGCCAUCAAAAGCGAGUACAAAGUUAGCAUUUAGCUGUUCUUGUGACGGGUACGAAUAAAACGAUAUUCCUGAUUUGUACUCAAGAGUACUAAAACUCAAGUUGCAGUACCUAACUUGAGAUUGUCCUAGUUCAAAUGAGGUUUUAUAUCUUAGCGCCAGUCUUGUGGGCACUUUCCGAGUAUUACGGGCAUGAGCUCUGGCUAGGGCAGACUCAAGACAAGGCCUGGAAUUUGGAUACAAGGCACUAGUCACCCACAUGGAGUUUAGUGGCUGUUUUCAGUGGCCAUGCGACGGGUGGUGUUGGGCGGGAGAGCGGCAGGAGUUUGUUUAUUCUCGGACGCUUGGACGAGGCGGCGCCAUCUCAUGCACUCGUGUGGAGGUUGAUACCCUUUCCCGAGGCCACUACUGGGGCAGCUGAGGAAGAAUUCUGAUCCCUAGAGAAGAUUGUAGGCGUAGUAGUGGUAGUAGCAAUGACCCCAGUGAAAUGCAGUAUCCUUGUAAAUUUGUAGCAGUAGUAGUAACUGCAAUGAAAAGCAGUGUCCUUGUAAAUUAGCAGCAGUAGUAGUGUUAGUCUAUCCCUGUCAACACUUGCCUCCUCUAAAUCCGGCCAUCGAUAUAUCGUUCAAAACCCCCGACCUUCACACGAGGGCGUCCGGCGGCCACCGCUCGUCCACGCGCAGUUGACCGGCCUUUGAACCAGCUUGCUCAAGGGUGCUGUGACCGAAGUCUUCUUGAGAUCUGGGGAUUAUUAUUAUGAUUAUUUUAUUUAUUUUUUUUAGACGAGGUUUUUACUGUUUGACCCUGAUUCUUUUUUUUAUAUGUGCAUGUGUGUGUGUGUGUGUAGAAGCUCCCUCUAUGUUGUAUUAUUUUUUGUUCCGCUGUUUGCGUCAUUUCUCCACAAGGUAAUGACAUGUGUGUAUUUUUAUAGUGGUGAUUAUCGUGUGUCACUCAUUACGUUCAGCUCUUAAUAAAAUUGCUUCUUCACUCACACACCCUUCAAAUGGAUACCUUAUUUUAUUUUGUGUUUUGAUUUCUCUCGUUCAAUUUUUAUUCAUAUUUCUGCAUUAUUUUUUUUAUUUCAUGCAUAUUUUUUGGGUUUCCAGUGAAGCUUUGGUCUUAAAAAUUGGCUUCACUCACACACCCUUCAAAUGGAUACCUUACUUUAUUUUGUGUUUUUAUUUCUCUCGUUCGAUUUUUAUUCAUAUUUCUGCAUUUUUUAUUUUUUUAUUUUUUUUUAUUUUUAUGCAUAUUUUUGGGGUUUCCAGUGAAGCUUUGGUCUUAAAAAUUGCUUCACUCACACACCCUUCAAAUGGAUACUUUAUUUUAUUUUGUUUUUAUUUCUCUUAUUAGAUUUUUAUUCAUGUUUCUGCAUUCUUAUUUUUGUUUUAUGUAUAUUUUGGGGUUUCCAGUGAAGCUUUGGUCUUAAAAAUUGCUUCACUCACACACCCUUCACAUGAAUACCUUAAUUUAUUUUUAUUUUUCAAUUUUUAUUCAUAUCUUUACAUUUUUCUGUUCAAUUGUCUAUUUUUUUGGUCUCCAGUGAAGCUUGCUCGAAUAAAAAGGGCUUCGUUCACCCCGGAAGUAAUAUAUAUAUACGUAUUUUUUUUCUCUCAUCUCCUCCCCCCAGUAACUGUGAACAACCCUCGCCUCACUGCCACGGAAAACAGGCCAGUUUGUUUGACUCUUGUCCGAUCCACUUUGGUUUUCAGAGCAAUCAAGGCACAACACCAAUGACUCUUCCAUGUUUCCCUGCCCCACGCCCCCUGUGACCCUCCCUCCCCUGAGUAAACACAGCCUCCCCCGUCCCCCUCCGCCAUCACCCGACAACUCACUCACUCACUCACUAAUAUUGCCACUAAGAGGAGCUGUGGAAUAAUAGUUAGCUUAUAUUUUUAUCAUUGAAGUAACUCGACGCAGCUCCUCGUGGGCGUAAGGAGAAAAUACUGAGGAACGUUUGCCAUAGAUAAUUAUGUUUAAGUCGAUCUUGUAUCAAACUUAAAACCCUUUGACUGCGGGUUUCCUACAAGAAGACAUCACCAAGCUACAGGAAUGGAACAAAAAGUGGCUGCUACAAUUCGAUGACAAAAAAUGUAAUUGGGAGUGGAUAUCCAGCAUACCAGUACCACAUGGGAAACACUCCACUAUCCACCACAGAGGCAGAGAAAGACCUGGGACUAUCUGUUACCAGGCUACCAGUGAAGGCAAAAUCCGUGCCAAUUGCAGCGGCUAGGUUAAAAAGGCAUUGCCAUCUAUAAUUCAGAAAUGUUAAUCUUGUAUGAAAACUAAGAAAGAAUUGCCAUAUAGAAUUGUGUUAAGGUCAACCAGAUAUCAAAAUUAAUGAAAUAUCCAUGCCUCUAAUUGUGUAAAGGUCAAUCUUGUAUGAAAACUAAGAAAGAAUUGCCAUGUAUAAUUGUGUUAAGGUCAACCAGAUAUCAAAAUUAAUGAAACAUCCAUGCCUCUAAUUGUGUAAAGGUCAAUCUUGUAUGAAAACUAAGAAAGAAUUGCCAUAUAUGAUUGUGUUAAGGUCAAUGUGGUGUCAAAGUUAAUGAAAUACCGGUGCCUGUAGCUGCGUAAAGGUCAGUCUCGUAUCAAAACCAAAGAGAUAUUAGUGUUUAUGUAUUUUUUUAUAGCCGUGGGAGCAGCUGAAUGGCACAAACUGAAUAUUUAAAAAUGCCCACUCAGCAUUGCUCCCAUAGAAGAGAUUGAAAUAGAGUGACCAGAGAAUUAAACUUGCAUGCGUAGAAAUGGUGACCUCAUAUCUUUUCUAGUCGGCAAAAUUGGUAGAGGUCAUUAUUUUUUUUUUUCCACUUUUUUCUGUGACCUGGAAUUGACCUUUAUUGCACAAGUAUAAGUGGUGACCUUGUUUCUCCUCAACGGUAAAAUCAGCAAAAAAGGUCAUUAUAUUUUAUUGUUUCUUCUUUUUUCUGUGACCUGGAAUUGACCUUUUUUUGCACAAGUAUAAGUGGCGACCUUGUUUCUCCUCAACGGUAAAAUCAGCAAAAAAGGUCAUUAUAUUUUAUUGUUUCUUCUUUUUUCUGUGACCUGGAAUUGACCUUUUUUUGCACAAGUAUUAAUGGUGACCUUGAUUCUUCUCAACGGUAAAAUCAGUAAAAAAGGUCAUUAUAUUUUAUUGUUUCUACUUUUUUCUGUGACCUGGAAUUGACCUUUUUUGCAUAAGUAUAAAUGGCGACCUCGUACCUUCUCUAAAUCAGUUAAGAAAGACUUAUUUUAAUUUUUUUACUUUUUUCCGCAACUUGAAAUUGACCUUUUUUGUACAAGUAUCAUUGGCGACCUCGUAUCUUCUCCAAACAGCAAAAUCAAUCAAGAAAAAUGUGAAGAAAGUUUUUUUUUCUAUUAUUUCUCUAACAUGGAAUUGUCAGUGGUGCAAAAUUGAAGGACCAACCAACCAACCCACCCCAACCACCCCCCAAUUGAGUGUUGUUGUCAGUGUUAACGACCCCCAACAGUUCUUUGAAGCACAUGUGGUUGUUACAGCAAAUGAUGGGCAUCAUUCCAAGUGUUCCGUAAGUGUUGCUUUCACUUAGGCAAUAAGUUAUCAUACAUACCCUUUUCAUUCCUUACCAAAGAUUUUUUUUUCUUUUCUAUCAUGUUCGUAAUAAUUAUACCAGGCAUCUAGAUUUUACAUAUGUAGUUUUAUUAUUAUGCAUCUGAGUUAUUAUUUACCGACACGCUCCGUCACAGCGCCCGCCAAAACCUGCGCUCGCCACGGCAGCAGCUUCGCCAAGUCUGUCACCGCCUCGGGCUGCGUUACGACAUGCAUUCUUGGCGCGGUUCAGCCCACAGGGGGAAAAAGUGCCGUCAUUCACGACACUUUAUCAACAACUCGCUGACAGUGGCCAAGAAUGCAUGACGCAGCUGCCCUCUCCAUGCCAUCAGGAUGCUCGGGUCCGAGGCAAGGGACGUAAGCUGCAGCCGUACCCCGAGCUUUGUGUUUGGGGGGCGCUGGGCCGGGCCGUGCGUACCCACCCCUCUGUACACUUUGUUUCCCGCUAAUACUAAUGCACGUCUGUACCACAUUUGCACCACAGCUGUUCCACAAAUGUAGCCUAUACCACAUCUGUACAAUAUUGUAACACAUGCUAUCACAGCUCCUAGUUGGAACCCCUCACACUCUCAGUUGGUGGGGGGCGAGGGAGGGCGGCGGGCGGCCUCUUGUCCCAGGGGUACCCGCCCCCCCUCACGCCCCCCACGCAGUUAGCUUCGGGCAGAGCAAGUGUUACUGGGUCACUAAAUAAACUUUUCUUACUGCA